This is a messenger RNA of Entamoeba nuttalli P19, 1563 nucleotides long. RefSeq lists its product as hypothetical. The transcript has a single exon. Lineage: Eukaryota; Evosea; Mastigamoebida; Endamoebidae. The record is from RefSeq and is a predicted model, not a curated record. Bases 1 to 1563 code for a protein of 520 amino acids.
AUGAAAACACAACUUGAAAUGGUUUAUUUAAUGAAUGUUUUACAAUACUUUGAAAAAUUUAAUGACAUUAUAACAUUUUUGUUUUGUAAUAAAAAAUGUAAAGAAGCAAUAGAUUCAACAAGAAUCAAUCCAUUGAUACGAUAUAAAUGUGAGGAUAAAUCAUUAAUUAUUCCAAAAGGAAGAUACAUUAAUACAAAGAAAUUAUUAUUUAAACAAAUUGAAAUAUUUCCGAAGUUAGAAACAAUUGAAUGUGAUGGAAAAUUUAUUAAAGAAAUAAGAGAAAAAUAUUCAGAAUUAAAACAAUAUUAUUUUAAAAUUCACCAUUGUAAAUAUGAAAAUUUAAAAUACAUUCCAAUUAAAAAUAUUAGAAAAUUAGAUAUUAUUCUUAAUAAAAAUGAAUAUUUAGAUUUCAGUCAUUUUAAUAUUUCAUGGUUAAAAAUAACAUUUAUUGAAGUUUCAAUUCAUUCAAUAUAUCAAAUUAUUUAUUCUAUUCCAAAAAAUAUUAAUACAAUUAUUAUAAUAACAAAUAAACAAAUUAAUAAUAUUAUUAAAUUAUUUCCAUAUUCUAAAUGUACAAUACAAACUGAAGAAGGUUGUUUUAAUAAUAAUGAAUUUAAUACAAAUAUAAAAAUAAUGGAAAAUUAUGAUAAAAAUUCUUUAUUAUAUCUUCCUAAAGAAACUAUUAUUAAAUCAGAUAAUGAAUACAAUGAAUCAAUGUUAUAUUGUGAAAAUAUUACAUGUACUAAUGUAACAGGAAAAUAUCAAUUUUCUAAUUAUUUAAAAGAACUGUCUGUUGACAAACUUUCUACAAAUUUAAAUUAUUUAAGAAAACUUGAUAUAUUAGAUAUAAAUAUCAUCUCAAAGAAAAUAGAAUUACCUCAUAUUAUAAAUUCAAUGUUUAUUAACUCACAACAAAUUGAUAUUAAUAAUAUUAUUAAUAUUAAUUCUAUUCAAAUUAAUAAUUUCUAUCUUUAUAACCAUCUAUUUGUAUUAUCUAAUUUACCAACUUCAAUUAAUGAAUUACAUGUAAUAAAAUCAAUUCUUCCUUUAAAUAUUAACUUAUUACCUCAAUUAACAUUUUUAUCUUUAUUUGAAUGUAAAACAAAUGAAUUAAUUCUUCCAUCUUCAUUAAAAAGAUUUGAAACAGAGUCAUUGACAUUAACCAAUAAUAACUUUAAUGAUCUUACAAGUAAACUUACAAAAGUAAUGGUUUAUGAUGACCAUUUUUAUCAUUUUCAAAACCCCCAACUAAUAGAGUCAUUAGAAUUUGGAAAUAUGAAUGAAAUUGAUAUUUCUCAAUUCAUUUGUUUAAAAGACCUUAUCAUUGUUUCAUCUUCUUUUAAAAAUAUACAAAUACCAAAGACAUUAACUCGUUUCGAGUUAGAAUAUUGUACCAUAGUUUCAUCAUUAAACAUCUCUGAAAGUAACAUAACUGACCUUUACAUAGGAUAUUCUAAUCUUCACACUAUUACCUUUCCAACUUCUAUUAAAAACUGUUAUUUAAGACAAAAUCAUCCUUCCUUAAUAUAUGCUCCAAAUAUAGAUAAUUUAUAUCUUAAAUGA